GUUUAAAUUAAUUCUAAUUAAGGGUCUGUUCUCUUCGACAUAAAACAGCUGGACUGAACUGAACUGAACUGAUCUGAACUAAACUUAACUGAAUUGAACUGAACUAAACUGAACUAAACUGAUCUGAACUGAACUGAUCUGAACUGAACUAAACUGAUCUGAACUGAACUGAACUGAAUAGUGACAUGUGAGAGUAAAAGUAUUGUCAAGAGCUGAACUGAACUGAAUUGAACUGAACUGAAGUGAUCUGAACUGAACUGAUCUGAACUGAUCUGAAAUGAACUGAACUGAACUGAACUGAACUGAAAAUAAGCUGAGGAGAACAGGCCCUAAUUUGUCCAUUCACCCAUAUCAGAAACAGGUGAAGCAUAUAUGCUAAUAUGCUUCACAUGACGAUGAAAACAACCAUGUUAAUCAAAUAGAUUAGGAUCCGCUCUCAAUAAUGGUUUUUAUAUAAGACCUUCUUGCAUUGAGAGUUUUUAGAUACGUUUUAGAAGAUCACCAAAGUGGAUAUUUUGUAUGUUUUGAGGUAAAAGCUAAACAGCUCAUCUUGUAUUUCGUUAUUGGCCAUUAAAUAUACUUUUAAGGAGAUCAUAUGACCACAUGAUACAUCCUAUGGAGUCUAUAUUUCAGGCUUCAUACACAUACAAAAGCAUAUAUUCUAAAUUUGGCUAAUUUGGUGCCAUUUCUCGACUUUUGUAAGCCCGACUACACUUUUGAUCUGGAAUUUUCCCAAGAGACUAUUAAUGUCUUGACACGACUCCAUGAUACAGCCAAUCACAACAAUCUUUCAUUCUUUAUAAGAAAGAAACUAACAUUAAUAUUGCAAUCCUCUACAAGAUUAUACUCUGUAUCCAAUCAAACAAUUUAUAACAAAAACAAGUAGUACAAUAACCAACAAACCCUAGUAGGGUCCCCAGAAAAAAUCAAACAAGUAAGAUGUUGUUGUAGCAAGAAAGAGCAGGAAUGAUGAUUGUACCAGCAACGACCAACUACCUUACCCCAACUUCAACAUCAUAACAGAAAAAAAGGUUAUAACUUCAAAUACACGAGACUAAAACAUCCCAACCUUCUUCAAUCUUACAUCUCUUAAUCUUACUUCCUCUCUAAUCCUUAACUUCUAACUCUUCAUUUCUUUUGUAAUCAUAUUAUAACCACUAUCAAAAGAUGGCAAAAUUGAGUUCUCAAAGUUCAGUAAUAAUAGUUUCAUAUUUGUGUGUUUUAGUAGUAAUUACACUAGUGCAACAAAGUGUUGUUAUAGUUUAUGCAGCAGCUGAUGUUAGUGAAGCAAAUGUGGGUGUUCAAGAUGGAAGAUCACAAUUUUGCAGCAUUGAUUUAGCAAGUUUUCUUCCUCCUCCAUAUGGAAACCUUUCUUAUAGCAGUUGUCAUCCUGUUUGGGAAACUUUUGUUUUGAGGUAUUACCAGAGCAACGAUAACAAAGUAACUAUUGUAUUAUCAGCACUAUAUACAGCAGGAUGGGUAGGGAUCGGAUUCUCGAAAGACGGGUUGAUGGUAGGUGGGAGCGCCAUGGUAGGGUGGAUCAGCAAAUCCGGGCAUGCAAAGAUCAAGCAGUAUUACUUAAAAGGUCGGAAGUCUUAUGAGGUUCUUCCUGGACAGGGGGACCUCAAUAUGACAGACAUUCCCCCUGUUGUGGUACUUAAUGGAGCUAAUCUUUACUUAGGUUUCCAGCUUCAGUUCAAUGCUCCUGUUGUACAGCAGCCCACUUUGCUAGCUUAUGGAAGCAGACUUCCCCUCAAUCACAAACUAACAGUCCAUGAUGAUAAAACCACCGUAUAUAUCGAUUACUCGACUGUAUCAGGUCCCGCUGCUGCAAGUGACGGCGGAGGUCUCGACAAGAUGAAAAGGAGCCAUGGAUUAUUGGGUAUGCUUGGCUGGGGACUUUUUCUUCCUUGUGGGGCUAUAGUGGCUAGGUUUCUGAAGCACAAGGAGCCUCUGUGGUAUUAUCUACACACUGUUAUUCAGUUUAUAGGGUUUCUCAUCAUAGUGGCGGGAGUAAUGGUUGGGCAAACACUUUAUGAUCGUAUCCAUCCAGAUAUUGCUGCACAUAGAGGCAUUGGGUAUUUUGCUCUCACCCUGAGCAUUAUGCAGGUAUUGGCAUUCUUCAUAAGGCCGGGCAAGGAAUCGAAGAUGCGCAGGCUUUGGGCUGCAUAUCAUCGUUGGUUCGGAGUCAUUACCCUCUUCUUUGGAGCACUAAAUAUCGUGCUGGGGAUUCAAGUUGGGGGUGCUGGUUCAGACUGGAAGAUAGGAUACGGAUUCCUACUUGGUUUCAUUAUUGUUACAGUAAUUGUUUUACAGGCUUUGUCCAUGCUAAGACGCUCAGAGAAGCCACCUCAACCUCCAGCUUACCAAAUGAGUUAACUUUUCCAAGCUUUGGAAUUUAGUUGUACCCUGGCAUUUGGAGUGAGAGUCUCUGGAUUUUCAUCAGAAUCUUCUAUCAAAACUAUGCUCACAAUUUUGGGAAGUCUGAACUAUUUAACUCAAUGGGAGAACUGAUAAGGAUGACUCUUUCACCUCAAAUUGCCAGGUUUCAGUUGCUAGGAAGUUCGAAAGACCUGCGAGUGGUUGUGUAAAUAUCACUGUGUUUCUUUUUUGCCCCCUAUGAAAUUUAAGGUUUUUUCUAUUUCUUUCGUUAUACAUGUUGCUAAGACUAGAAAUUUGUAAAAAGGAAAUGUAACAGGGGUUUUAAGAACCAGGCGAAACAUCUGCUGUGAAAUUAAGGAAGAAAUACUUGCACUUUUCUCAUCUAUAAGGCAAUGCAACUUUAAUGAUAUGGUAUAAAGUCAUAAAUUUAAAAAAAGAUGAUGGUGGGGGAAGGAGAAACUAGUAAAUUGGCUGGAAGAGAAGCAAAAUGUCAAUACCUCGUCAAUAAAACAGCUGAAGCAGUCAGUACUCAGUAUACACAGUAGAACAAAAUUGUACAUUUGUACUAAUCACUAUCAAUGCCUUGCAAUAACCAUAACCAAAUUUGUGUGUGCAUUCUGCGAAUCAAAAUUCGUGAUUUUCAAAUCUUCGAUAUAUAUCAGGUUUUUGAGCAUUCCUUCUUUUUGGAGGAAGAGAAAAAGUCACCUCGCUCCUUAACUUGUCUUCCAAUAUAGACCU
Molecule: messenger RNA, 3120 nt
Organism: Beta vulgaris subsp. vulgaris (sugar beet)
Lineage: Eukaryota; Viridiplantae; Streptophyta; Magnoliopsida; Caryophyllales; Amaranthaceae
Product: cytochrome b561 and DOMON domain-containing protein At3g61750
Exons: 4
Coding region: 1168-2379 (403 amino acids)
Source: RefSeq, a predicted model, not a curated record